Rotaria sordida is the source of this 582-nucleotide messenger RNA. The record is from the annotation of a GenBank genome assembly. NCBI's taxonomy places the organism in Eukaryota, Metazoa, Rotifera, Eurotatoria, Philodinida, Philodinidae.
AUGUCUUCUAUACAUUGUGAUUCAGCUAAUCCUGAACCAAUUCAUCAUCAUUCAAAUUUAUCAAAAAGUUCUUGUGGUGGUAAAUCAACUAAUAAAUAUUCAUCAGAAUAUUUACAAGGAUUAGAAAAACGUAAAAAUUCAAUACAUGGAAUACAAAAUUAUUAUAACAUGCUUCGUCGAUUUAUUUCGGUUUUCAAUAAUGUCAAGAGAUAUUAUUCGAUAUCUUCUAUACAUUAUGAUUCAGCUAAUCCUGAACCAAUUCAUCAUUCAAAUUUAUCAAAAAGUUCUGGUGGUAAAUCAACUGAUAAAUAUUCAUUAGAAUAUUUACAAGGAUUAGAAAAAUGUAAAAAUGCUAUACGUGAAAUAGAAAAUUAUUCAUAUAUUGACUUCGAAUGUGAUGAACCAUUACCACUGGACUGGUCAGACUUGUCCGACGAUGAUCCUAUAAUAACAAAUGAUGCUAGUUCAAUGGUCAACUUGUUUAAUAAAAAACGUGAUACAACAAAUGAACAAAAAUCAAUGUAUGAUAAACACGAACGGUCAUUUACCUUGUCUCAACAAUUUGGUAAUGGUCAUACUUAG